GAAGGACAGCUGCUACAAUGAGCCUGUUUCAUCUCCCUGCAUGGAUUUGAAAAUGGCUCCUAGCCACCAGCUUUAAGUGGGGGGAAGAUUGGGUUGGCGGUUUGAUUUUGGAUUGUUUUGCUGAAGGGAAGAAAAGGAGCAGUUCGGUGCAUUGUUUGGGAGUGCUUUAAUUAAUUGCAGAAGAGCAAUAACAAUAAUGGCCUAGCCUCUGGUGUGGUGCAGCUUAUUCCUCAUCAUCCUCUUUUAAGUCUGAAGUCAUCUUUCCUCAUAGGUGGAACGUCCCAAUUAUGAUAUAGCCAAGUUAAGGGGAAAUUGUUAUAGCAAGAUAAAAAGAAUGAAAAUGGGAAUUGUGGAGGAAGCACACAACGUGAAGAUUGUGGGAUCAGGCAUGCGUUUCAUAGUUUUGGCUCAUGGUUUUGGCACUGACCAAUCAGUGUGGAAACACCUUGUACCUCACCUUCUUGAGGAUUUUCGAGUUGUUCUCUAUGAUAACAUGGGAGCCGGCACCACUAACCCGGACUACUUCGAUUUCGAACGUUACUCAACUCUAGAAGGUUAUGCACAUGAUUUACUUGCCAUUUUGAAGGAGCUACAAAUCAAUUCCUGCAUCUUUGUUGGUCACUCUGUUUCUGCCAUGAUUGGUGUUAUUGCUUCUGUUUAUCGCCCUGAUAUCUUCUCUAAGAUCGUCAUGCUCUCCGCGUCCCCUAGGUAUUUGAAUGAUGCGGAUUACUAUGGAGGAUUUGAGCAGGAGGAUUUGGACCAAUUAUUCAAUGCAAUGAAGUCCAAUUACAAAGCAUGGUGCUUGGGGUGGGCCCCCCUAUGUGUGGGUGGAGACAUGGAAUCUGUGGCAGUGCAAGAGUUUAGCCGAACCUUGUUCAAUAUGAGGCCAGACAUAGCACUAAGCGUGUUGCAUACAAUUUAUCAAUGUGACAUGAGGCAAAUUCUGGGGUUUGUCACAGUACCUUGCCAUAUUAUACAGAGUAUGAAGGAUAUGGCAGUUCCGGUGGUGGUUUCAGAGUAUCUUCAUCAACACCUCGGCGGUCAGUCCAUUGUGGAGGUUAUGUCAUCAGACGGCCAUUUGCCGCAGCUGAGCUCACCUGACAUUGUUAUUCCGGUGCUUCUCAAACACAUUCAGCAUGAUAUUGCAGCUGGAUUGUAACUGAUGAUUUUGGUGUAGUAAGAUCAUCAUAUUGCAGCUUCAGGAAAAUCUCUUUCUUAUUGAUAGGAAUCGGGGAGCAUAUGCCUUGAUUUUUUCAAUAUUAGCGUCUUGUAAUGAAUUAAUCAUUAUGCCAUGAGGUGUUUAAUGGUUGAAGACUUUCUUUGUUUUGUCAAGCAAUGGAAUAUUUUUAUUUUUUAAAAU
Messenger RNA from Neltuma alba, 1360 nucleotides. Its product is annotated as probable esterase D14L. The transcript has 4 exons. NCBI's taxonomy places the organism in Eukaryota, Viridiplantae, Streptophyta, Magnoliopsida, Fabales, Fabaceae. The record is from RefSeq and is a predicted model, not a curated record. The coding region runs from base 335 to 1159 and encodes 274 amino acids.